AUGGAGGUAUUAAAGGAUGCACGGGUCAAGAAGACCAUGUCUGACAUUGGUCCUUACUAUUCCAAACUUGUUAAAGAAUUCAUAGUGAAUUUCCCAAAAGGGUUUAACGAUGCUGGGAGUAAGGAGUUUAGGAAGGAAAUAACUGGAAAUUUUCAUGAUAAUUGGCCUACUAAAGGAUUGUUCACUCUAUCAAGUCUUAGUGUGAAGUAUGUUAUCCUCUAUAAAAUAGGCGUUGCUAACUGGGCACCUACAAACCAUGGUUCACGUAUCACCUCAUCUCUUGAAAGUUUACUUUAUCAAAUAGGUACAAUAGUUGCAUUUGAUUUUGGUGAGUGUGUGUUUGAGCAAAUUUUAAAACAAGCUGAAUCGUUUAUUGUAAAAAUGCCUAUUACUUUUUCUUCAUUGAUUACGGACAUUGUUCUCCAUAACCUUCCCAACUUCAGUGAAGUUGAUUUGUCAUUUGGUGCAAAUCUUCCUAAGGUCCCUCCCAUGUCAGGAGUUUCUAGGAGACACAUGCUGAAGGAACUUGUGCAAGUGCCAAAGAAUCUACAAGAGAUACUUACCACCUUAACAACUAGGAAGAUUAAGGUUUAUGAACUCAUUCAAAUGAUGAACCCAAGAGUGUCUACUGCCUCCACCUCUCAAGAUGUAGAACAUGUUGUUGAAAAGGAAGCAGAGACAUCUAGUGAAGAUGAUGUGCAUAUCGAUUGUGAAGAUGGUGGAAAUGAUAAAGAUAUGGAGUAUGAAUUUGUCUCUGAUGGUGACUCGCAAUAUCAAGCUUUUGAAUGA
Messenger RNA from Lathyrus oleraceus (garden pea), 789 nucleotides. RefSeq lists its product as uncharacterized. The record is from RefSeq and is a predicted model, not a curated record. The coding region runs from base 1 to 789 and encodes 262 amino acids. Lineage: Eukaryota; Viridiplantae; Streptophyta; Magnoliopsida; Fabales; Fabaceae. The transcript is spliced from 3 exons.